Messenger RNA from Schizophyllum commune H4-8, 462 nucleotides. RefSeq lists its product as uncharacterized. The transcript is spliced from 3 exons. NCBI's taxonomy places the organism in Eukaryota, Fungi, Basidiomycota, Agaricomycetes, Agaricales, Schizophyllaceae. Bases 1 to 462 code for a protein of 153 amino acids. The record is from RefSeq and is a predicted model, not a curated record.
AUGCAAGUCCUCGCGGGUCCUGGCUUGGCCGACGCUUCGUCUCGCACGGUCUCCAAGUCGCGGGCGGAGCUUUCAGCACCUCGUCACCCUCCGUCGACUGUGUUUGUAUGCAGAUGCUAUGAUCCAUUCAGGGUCACGUACGACGUCUUCGAGACCACGUACGGCUUCUUAAGGACCAUGUUCGACGUCUUAAGGACCACGAAGAUCCCGCUCGACGCGCUACAUUCGCCUCCUUCCCGGUGUACACGCGACACUUCGGGAUCCAGCCCGCGAAGCAAUAGAUCGUCGUCCGGCGGGCGGGGCGAUAGCCGGCUUCGUUUCGCGAACGUCGUGCUUCGCGUCGCCGACAACGCGCUUCGUGACGUCGAGGUCGCCCGUCACCCUCAGCAUCCCCCAGCCAACUCGCGACGCAAUGCAUCACCGACGAUCCCACUCAUCCGUCGCGCCCGAAUCAAGUCGUGA